AUGGAAGAAAGCAGAUCAAGAAUCGACAUAGAUGCUCUGAUACAGAAAUAUAAAUUAGAGCCAAGUCCUUAUUCCUCAGCAGAAUUUAAACCAACGUCAGUCGAAGAGUCUGAUAGCAAAGAAUAUGAAGAAAUAAAAAAAGGAAGACAAUUAAGCUUUAAUGAAUCAUCUUCCAAGAAGCCUGAAAAUUUUCAGCAAUCUGAGUCUGCAAAUGAUACAAUAAAAUCAAAAGCCAUCACAAAUGCUAUGAAAGCUCUCCAAGAAAAAGUCAAUAAACUUGAAAGUGAAAAAGACGGCCUUCAAGCAGAAAUCGAGUACACUAAAAUGAAACAUUUAAGUGAAAUUAAUGAAUUAGAAGAAAAAUAUAAGAAUAAAGCUGCCAAUCUUUCAGAAGACUCUGAAGGACUUAGCAUCCAAAAGCUUGAAGAGCAGGUAGAGUUCUUACACUCCCAGUGCGAAUUUGCGGAAGCAGAAAAUAAAAGGUUAAGUGAGCAGUAUACAAUUGACAAAGAAAAUUGGGCCCUACAAUUUGAGCACUUAAAAAGACAAAUUAACUCCAAGCCUCCUAUCCCAUCAAAUAAUAAUUUGGUUGAAAUGCUUAAGCAAGAACAAACUGAGCAUAAGAAAACCUUAGAGCAAUUGGAACAAAGAGAAAAUGAAUUUGAAGAAGUCAGUAAAGAGCUGGAGUUCUAUAAGAAAAAGUGUGAAACUCAAAAGGAUGAGUAUCAAAAAAACUUUAAAUAUAUUGAAGGAGAACUAAUUCCUUCUUCCUGCUUAAGUACGAGCAAACCAUUGGAAAACCUAUUUUUGGAAAUCAAUUUCACUUUAAGAGCGAACAAACAAUUUUUAUAUUUAAUUAAUAAAUUUAUAACUAAAUUUCUUUUAAUUCAAUUAAAUUAAUAGAAGGCUUAUAUUUUUUAACUUACUCCCCCUCCCUCCGUGAGUGAGCAAAAAAAUUUUGUUCACUCAUGGAGGGGGGUUAAUUUUAUUUUUUUUUUUUAAAACAAUUUAUAUAUAAAUUUUAUAAAAAAUAUUGUUUUUCGAAAUUUAAAAAAAUCUAAUUCGCAAAAAUUGGAAAGUAAAUAUUAAAUUUAAUUUAUAAAAUUUAUGUUUUAAAAAGCAAUUCGUUUAAAAUUAAACAGAAUUAGCUCUAGAUUUCAUUAUACUAAUCAUCAUUUAUAUAUCAAUUUUUUUUUCCAUAAAAAAUUUUUCUAUUAAAAAAAAUUUGGUUCACUCACGGAUGGUGGGUUUUUGGGCAAAAAAUAGCGAUUUUUUUUUUAAUGGUUUUGUUCACUCACGGAGGGGGGGGAGUUAGAUUUAUUUUUUUAUAUAUUUGUAAAUCAGGAUUUUAAAAUCGUAAAAGUUUAAUUUUGUAAUAAUUUUUUUAAAAUAAUAAUAAGCCCUCUUUAAGAGAAAGCAAAAUACCUUGGUCACUAUUAAAAGGUCAGAGUAAGAAGAAUUAAGCUUGAGCAAGAAGCAAGGAUAGUCGAUCUUGAAAAUGAAAAUAAGAAGUACAAAGAAUUAUAUGAAAAAUUGUUAUUGGAAAACCAAAAAAGGGAUUAUAAAAAGCCAGCACAUCCAUAUAAUGAGCCGAAAACAACAACGCCAAGGCAAUCUUUAGAUAUAAAAGCAAAACAAGCUGCAGAAAUUAAAGCAAAAUCUAAGCAAACCUCUGAUGUAAAGUCCACCCCGAAGCAAGUAGUUAAAAAGCCAAGCAUUUCCACAAAUGAUAAAGCCCCUAUCCAAGUUCAAGUCAGAAAUAAAAGAGAAAACAGCCUAAAUUCUUCAAACUCCAAGCCACUUACAAGAUCAAGCUCAGUUACAAAACAAAUGCCUUCUAAGCAGGCUUCAUCAACCGCAACUCCAGGGACUCCAACCCAUAAAUUCCUUCGAAGAAAUGAUUCUUUAAAGGACUCAAUUCAUACAGACCGAAGCUCAAGCGGAACUCCCAAAAAUCACUACAAAACUCCUUCAUAUCUAAAGAAAAACAAAGAAAAUGAAGCAAGUUUAGAAACGCAAAUUCAAGACCAAGAAAAAGACGUUUCAAGCCUAAAUGCAAGAUAUAAGCUAUUAUUGCAUUUAUCUCAAGACGGAAAUCAAGAUCUCAGUACAAUUAGAAAUGAGCUUGUCUCAAUCUCUCAAUCAAUUGACGACAAGACAAAAAUCAUUUUUUCUCUGAAACAAAGACAGCAGGAAAUAAUAAAAAAUAAAAUGCUAAAUGUUUCAUCAUAA
Molecule: messenger RNA, 2232 nt
Organism: Blepharisma stoltei
Lineage: Eukaryota; Ciliophora; Heterotrichea; Heterotrichida; Blepharismidae
Source: the annotation of a GenBank genome assembly